ACCACCAGCACCACCAUGGCUCUAACUACGCACACCAAGGACGCUGUCCACUUGACGAGAUAUAUACACGCUGGGACAGUACUCGAUCGGGAGUGAUUCGAUCAGAGGGAGGGGAGAGAGGCAAGCAACACUAGCAUCCUCUGACCUGCCAAACUGUCCCCCGCGGCUCACAUUUCUUGGCCAUUUCUUACCUUCCAAGCACCACCAAUCUUGUCCGAGGCGAGCAAGCUUAGCCGGUGCUUCUCAGAGCUAAGCCAAAUCGCGUGCCAAAUCCAAGAAAGGCACGGGAGGAAGAGGAAGAAGAAGGAGGGGAAGAAGAGCAGUCAGGGCAGGGGGAUCAGUGGCAGGCUGACACGCCAAUGGGGGCAGCUUCUUGUUCUUCUUCUUCGGCGAAGCAUCUGUUCCUGCUCUGCCUCCUCCUCGGCUUCUGCUUCGCGUUCGCGGCGAGCCAGCAGGAGCAGCAGCAGUCGGACUCGUGCAGUAGCGCCGGCGUCGCGGUCGCUCAUCUCGUCCCCUUCAACUCCUCCGCCUUCCGCUGCCUGACCGUCUGGAAGCAGGAGGACUUCGUCCUGCGGUACAAGAACACCGGAGAGAGCCAAUGGAGCUUCAUCCUCUCGGCGCCGGACAAGGGCUCGUACGUGGCGGUGGGGUUCUCCGGCAAGGGGCUGAUGGUCGGUAGCAGCGCCGUCGUCGCGUGGUCGUCGGGCGGGAAGGGCACGGUGAAGCAGUACUACCUCACCGGCAAGAGCCCCGACGAGUGCUACCCGGACAAGGGCCGCCUCACGCUGGUCAAGAACAAGGCCGUCGCCGUGUCGCGCUCCGGCCGGCUCUACCUCGCCUUCCAGCUCAGCACCGACCUCCCGCAGCCGCACCUGAUCUACGCCGUCGGCCCCGAGGGCAACCUGCCGCCCUCCGACGCCACCCUCCCGAUGCACCGGAGCAUGCACUCCCACGCCUUCAACUACACCUCCGGGAUGGCGUCGAGCUCCGGUGGCUCGGGCGGCGGGGGGUUCCCGCCGGAGAGGAAGCACGGGCUGCUGGCGAUGAUGGCGUGGGGCGUGCUGAUGCCGCUCGGCAUGAUGGCGGCGCGCUACUUCCGGCGGGUGGACCCGUACUGGUUCUACGCCCACAUGGCCAUCCAGGCCGUCGCGUUCACCGUCGGCAUCGCGUCGGUCGUCCUCGGCUUCCGCCUCAACGAGGACGGGCUCAAGAACGUCGACGUGCACCGGGCGCUCGGCAUCGCCAUCCUGGCCAUGGCCUCGCUGCAGGUGAUGGCGUUCCUGGCGCGGCCGGACAAGACGUCCAAGGUGAGGCGGUUCUGGAACUGGUACCACCACUACAUCGGGCGGGCGGCGAUCCUGGUGGCCAUCGGCAACAUCUUCCUCGGCCUGCACAUCGCGCAGGAGGUCAGCGCCUACAUCGUCUCCUACGGCGUCUUCGUCGCCGUCUGGGUCAUCGCCGUCGCCGCGUUCGAGAUGAACCGCUGCUACUCCGACGACGACUGACCCGUCCCUCCGUCCGUCCGUCCAUCUCCGAUCCAUUCUCGAUCGAUCACGGCGAUGAUGCGUCGUCCUCAGUCUACAGAGGAACAGGGACUAAUGGGCACACCGCGUUCACGACAAGUGAUGACACGGCAUACAGCAAAACACAGCGAUUAUUAUUCUUUUUUCCUAGCUCUCACACGGUUGUUGGGUUGGACAGCGCAUUUUGAGAGGAGUGUGUUUAAUUGGUUGAUUAUUAUUGAAUUCUUUUGUCUUUUGGGGUAUAGGAGGAUACGAGGCCGGGGCUGGACUGCUGUUUCUUUGCCUAGCUGGACGCUCCGGUCUGGUUCGUGUUUGUACAUUGGUGCAUGGUGUCGUUGGCGUGGUUGUUGUACCGUUGUGGUUGGUAGUUCGUUCACGUUUCCCUUCCCCUGUGUAUUGAUCAAUUAAUGGCAUCAUUUGCUGAUUCAGCUACAAA
This is a messenger RNA of Oryza sativa Japonica Group (Japanese rice), 1959 nucleotides long. Its product is annotated as cytochrome b561 and DOMON domain-containing protein At3g07570. The record is from RefSeq and is a predicted model, not a curated record. Lineage: Eukaryota; Viridiplantae; Streptophyta; Magnoliopsida; Poales; Poaceae.